Messenger RNA from Oryzias melastigma (Indian medaka), 2443 nucleotides. RefSeq lists its product as uncharacterized. Bases 262 to 1998 code for a protein of 578 amino acids. Gene Ontology annotation, molecular function: protein binding. Lineage: Eukaryota; Metazoa; Chordata; Actinopteri; Beloniformes; Adrianichthyidae. The record is from RefSeq and is a predicted model, not a curated record. The transcript is spliced from 13 exons.
UGUGUCAAUGCUGAGUUUAAAUCUUCUUAAAUAAGUUUUAGUGGGAUAGACUUUUAUUUUAAUGUGGCUAAUUUCGUUCUAGAAAACGACAGAAAGUAAAUAAAUCCGAGCAGAUUGGUUUCUGGGUAAUUGGCCUUCACUGACACCUGCGUCUUCUCCAGCGUUUCUUUGGACUCGGUGUUAACACUCGAGCCAACAUUUUACCCGACUUAUUUUAUUUUAUUCUUUCAAACAACCUCAAUAAAAUCUAAAAUAAUUCAAAUGGGAAAGCUGCACUUCUACGUCCUCAGUUCCUUGCGAGAAGCCCCCCGUCAGUUCAUUUGCAAAUCCAACCGGAAGUGCUUUCAGGCGUACGUCCCGCUGCCGCUGCCUCAACAUUUGAUCGUUUUCGGCCUUGGAGAGUGGACAUGUGAGACCAAUCUUUCAGUAGAGGUCGUGGUGAGUGAAAAAGUUCAAGCCCAGGAAAUAGGAACGUUGUCCUCUAAAGCAAAGUGCCUUACCUGGGAAGGUGAAUGGAGGGAGGAUAUUGUUACAGUAGGUGCUGAGAGAGGCAGGAGAGGAGUGUAUGGCAAAAUUGUGUUGAGAGUCUUUGGAGAGGUUGGUUUGCAGGAUACCAGCAGGGUCACUAGCAGUACACCACUGGCUAAGAGGAAAUGUCCGAUCUUGGAGAAACACAACGCCACAGAUUUCUCUGGCACAUUGCAUCCAAGUGCUGAAAAUGAAACCAUCUCUUCCAACUCCUCACACCUGGGAGAAAGUGUUUGCUUUGCUGAAAUCCAAGUUAAUAAAACUGACAGGAAUGACUCUGCUUACCCUUCAGUUUGGCCCACAGAAAAGACACCCAGACGCACAGUCAUUAGCGGGAGUGGCUGUCUGACCUGGAGCUGCGAGGGUAAGAACGGUCUCGGAGGUGACGCGGACCGAGCCUCGACCCCCGUCAAGAGGAAACUGUCCAGGAUGAACAGCCAAGAGGAGUUGUGUGUGCAAAUCAAAAGCGAAUGCAGACAAGUUUCAGUGCGUCCGUCAGAACGCUAUUGCCAUACAAUGUGUCUGAGUGACCCUGACACCGCCGUUCUCGUUGGAGGGGAAUCGGCAGAUCAGAACUACUGUGCAGACUCCCUGUGGAAGCUCGAGCUGGACAGCAACUUCUGGUUUCCUUUGAGCUCCUCUGCCGCUGAAGCUGCGCCCACAUGUGCUCGAGGACACUCUGCCACCUAUGACCCAGACUCUAAGGCUGUUUUUGUAUACGGUGGCCUGAGGGAGAACCAGCGCUACAAUGAGCUCCACAUCCUUAACACUUUGACCUGGAAAUGGAAGAAUGUCACUGCGAAGGGAAAUGUGCCACAUUUGGCAUACCAUUCAGCUGUGUUUUACAAAAAGGAGCUGUUUGUCUUUGGAGGAGUUCAGCCAAGUCACGCCUUGGGGGAUAAAUCCUGCACCAAUGCUUUGUACAUCUUCAACCCAGAGUAUGAGCUCUGGUAUCAACCCAUUGUGGACGGGGACAAGCCUUUGGCUCGCUUCGGACACUCGUCCACACUUCUUUCUCAGAAGCUGGUCAUAUUUGGUGGACGUAAAACAGCGGCCUACCUCAAUGAUCUUCAUGUUUUAGAUUUAGGAUUCAUGGAGUACACAGCUGUGAAGAGUGCCAACAUGCCGCCAUUGCCUCGAGGGUUUCAUGCAGCACUACCAGUGUCUGAUAACAGGAUUCUGGUGAGCGGAGGCUGUAGUGCAGUGGGAGCUCUCCAGGACGUACAUAUCUUUAACAUGGACACGUGCAUGUGGAGUUCGGUGGCAUCACCUCUGCUUUGCUCCAAGCCUCGAGCUGGACACAGCAUGAUCGACUUGGGCAGCACAAUCCUAACUGAUGUUGAGGGGAACACGCAGCAUGGAAAUGAAAAUCUCCUGUGUACUGUGCUGGUGUUCGGGGGCUCUGACUGCUCCGGCACCUUCUACAACGACACAGUCAAGUGCACUCUGGAGAUCCGUAUUGACAAGUGAUGAUUUUUAGAUGGAAGUUGUAUGAAAUGAAAUAUUGUCUUCUCUGACUCUUAAAUUAAUUAAUUCUGUGUUUAGGCAGCAGCGAUCCUUGAGGUUUUGUAGUUUGCACAUCAAAUCUCACAUCUGUGUGUUUUACAUAAGUAUUUUAUUCUGUUUACAUGUAUUUAUGAAUGAUUAAAUGUUCUAACAAAAACUUUUUAUACAAAAUCAUGUUUAUUGUUGAGGUUUGCUUCUUAAAUGCUUGAUUUUUCAGUUUUGUUUAUGCUUGAAGAUUAGCAGGUGUAUCUGGCUGCUGAGACGGGUGGCUCACUUUGAAAGCUUCAAGCUCCAGUAAGGUCUCAUUUAACCUUCUGAUGGUCGGAUACUGCCCCAUGUCCACUUUGAACCUGCAGAUAUGUAGAGGAAACGUUCAAGCUUUAGUGUUACAAUAAUUUUAUAAAGUCAA